AUGAGCGGCGAGACUAGGGUUUUGGCGAGAAACGAAACUAGGGCUUUGAAUUCGGAGGAUCAUGAUGCAACCAUGAUGGAUGUGGGGGAGAGAUCGAGACCGCCAGGAAACCCACCUGAUAGGGUGACCACAUGGGCAGCGAAGGCGGCGGGUACGACGGCAGGAGGUAUGCCGGUUCCAGAGGCUUUGAUUGAUGAUGUGUUUGUGUCGAGAAGGCUCAGAGUAGAUUUUACGAAUGGAGAAGAUGGAGAACCAUCGAUCACGAUUGAGAACGAGGUACUUGAAGCAAUGAACGGGAUGUGGAAGCAGCGUAUGAUUGUUAGGGUUUUGGGGAGGAAUGUUCCGAUCUCUGCCUUGAGUAGGAAGCUAAGGGAAUUAUGGAGCCCGAAGGGAUCGAUGUAUGUGAUGGACCUACUUCGACAGUUCUUCAUGGUCCGUUUUGAGAAGGAGGAUGAAUAUCUGGAGGCGUUAACAGGAGGAUCAUGGAGGGCUUUCGGAAGUUACCUCAUGGUGAGAGCCUGGUCACCGGAGUUCGAUCCGCUACGAGAUGAUAUCGUUACAACACGGGUCUGGAUCAGAUUAACAAAUAUCCCAGUGAACUUUUAUCACCGAUCGAUCCUUAUGGGAAUUGCUAAGGGGUUGGGCAGGCCGAUCUGUGUGGAUCAAACUACAUUGAACUUCGAAAGGGCUCGUUUUGCGAGAAUUUGUGUGGAGGUGAAUCUAGCUAAACCUUUGAAAGGAACGGUGUUGAUUAAUGGUGAGAGAUACUUCGUAGCGUAUGAGGGACUAUCGGAGAUCUGUUCAAAGUGUGGUAUCUAUGGACACUUGGUACAUGGUUGCCCAAAAACGAUUGCGGAGCGAGUGGCAGCUUUACCAAUACAGAAGGAGAGGUCAGUAUCUGUUGAGCUAGCGUCCAAACAAGGACUACCAGAGCAGGAGGAGGGUUUUAUUAAGGCAAGGGUAUCGAGAAGAGGAGCUCCUCUGUUACUUCGGCCGGUGACUGCCAUGACAAGGGAAUCACAUGAGGAGGUUGAUAGAAAUGGCCGAGGAACAAAACAUAUUAAGGAAACGGAGAAUCUUGUGUUAUCAAACAAGUACGGAAGUCUUGGUACGGAUACGAACACGGGGGAACCGAGUGAGGAAGUGAUCUCUAGUGAGGGAGAUAAGGAGAAUCAGGAGGUAAACAUUCAGAAUGCUAAGGGUAAGGGAACCUUACAAGAGAAGAAAUCCUUAGUUUUUGAUAGCAAUGAAAGUAUUAAUUUGAAUGGAGGAAAUAAAGAGAGAGGGAAUGGAAAUAAAAAAAUAAUGGAGGGAGUAAGAGGAACGCCCAAAAAAUCGACUAACAGUCCGGUUAGAGGAUUGGUUUUUGGGCCGACCAAGGGAGAGACUAACCUGUCGACAUCAGGAAAACGACUGAGAGUGGAGAAUAGGGAUGCAGGGAGACCUGGUGGAGUUUUCAGAGAUAGUGUGGAGGUCAGGGUUAUGCCUAAGCUUCUUCAGCUGCGAGAUGAGGGUUAG
Messenger RNA from Brassica napus (rape), 1518 nucleotides. RefSeq lists its product as uncharacterized. The record is from RefSeq and is a predicted model, not a curated record. Bases 1 to 1518 code for a protein of 505 amino acids. The transcript has a single exon. NCBI's taxonomy places the organism in Eukaryota, Viridiplantae, Streptophyta, Magnoliopsida, Brassicales, Brassicaceae.